Messenger RNA from Cyprinodon tularosa, 6344 nucleotides. Its product is annotated as pleckstrin homology domain-containing family G member 1. Bases 448 to 5145 code for a protein of 1565 amino acids. The record is from RefSeq and is a predicted model, not a curated record. Gene Ontology annotation, molecular function: guanyl-nucleotide exchange factor activity. NCBI's taxonomy places the organism in Eukaryota, Metazoa, Chordata, Actinopteri, Cyprinodontiformes, Cyprinodontidae. Gene Ontology annotation, biological process: intracellular signal transduction. The transcript has 17 exons.
UGACACACACAAACACACACUCCAAUGCAAACACAUGAACACUUCCAGGCACACACAUGCAGGCUGUGGAUGCAGGAGAGUGGGGGGGAGAGAAGCUUUCAGAGACAGAAGCAGAAAGAGGAGAUCCUUGGCAAGCUGAAGAGAGUUAAAGAAAAGAGCUGGAAGACUGAGUUGAGGAGGAAACCCAGCCUUGGUGUGUGAGCUCUUGUGUACCUUAUUUAGGACUGGAGCGCACACCAACUUCAAGGAAGAAAAAAAGAAUUACAAUGCCUCUGAGAAUUUGGAGAAUUUAAGGGUUUUUUUUUUCUUUUUCUGGAGCUGUUAUGAAGACUUUUUGGAAAACUCUGGAUAUGUGACCUAAGGAAGUCCAGGAUCCCUCUAAACUUCCCUGUCAUCACUUUUGAAAAGCUUUUUGCUUUCAUUUCUGCUGAAGGGAAAGGCCACAAAAUGCCUACUGACGAUUAUAGUUACCUGCCUGAUGUGUUGCCUCCACUUCUUGAGAUCCCGGACUCUAGCUCAGACCUGAGCUCCGUUGACAACCCCUCACGCUGCCUUCACAACCUGGCCCUCCGCCACGCCUCUUUGCGUUACUGCUCUGCCAUCAGUAUGGACUCCUCUCCUGACAGUACUGAUCGACCCAUCAGCUACAGCUCCACUUCUUCCUCCGCCUCCUCCAGGGACAGUCAUUGCUCCUUGGGCAGCCGUUCUACUCUUGUUGCAUCCCCUCAAUGUAAUCCCAUCACCUCUGAUCGGGAUUCUGGGGCGAUUCGGUUGGAACUGGUCCCAGCUAGACAGCUGGGGUGUGAAGAUGAAGAUGAGGCAAACAGUGGAGAGGGCAGGAGACAGACUGCAGUAGAACAUUUACAGCCAAAGUUGAGCGCAGAGGUUGGAGAGAAGAUAAACCCUAUGCAAGGACCAAAGACAUAUGUGGACCGGGUGGUACAGGAGAUACUGGAUACAGAGAGAACCUACGUUCAGGACCUGCGCAGCAUUGUAGAGGACUACUUGGAGUGCAUCAGCAACCAGUCUCGACUGGCCCUGAGCUCAGAAGAUAAAGGCUCACUGUUUGGCAACAUCCGGGACAUCUACCACUUUAACAGGGACCUUCUUCAUGAGCUGGAGAAGUGCAAUGCAGAUCUAGUGGCCAUUGCAGAGUGCUUUGUAUGUAAGAGUGAAGAGUUCCAUAUCUAUACCCAGUACUGCACUAACUAUCCACGCUCAGUGGCUGUGCUAACAGAGUGCAUGAGGAACAAGGCGUUGGCCAAGUUUUUCCGCGAGCGCCAGGAAUCUCUAAGACACUCCUUACCCCUGGGGUCCUACCUGCUCAAGCCAGUGCAGCGGAUCCUUAAGUACCACCUCCUGUUGCAUGAGAUAGCCAACCAUAUGGAAAAGGACACAGAAACCUAUGAGGUGGUGCAGGAAGCCAUCGACACCAUGCAGAGAGUGGCCUGGCACAUCAAUGACAUGAAAAGGAAGCAUGAGCACGCUGUCAGAUUGCAGGAAAUCCAAAGCCUCCUCACCAACUGGAAAGGCCCGGACUUGAUCGGCUACGGAGAGUUAGUUCUUGAAGGAACAUUUCGCCUUCAACGAGCUAAGAAUGAAAGAACCCUCUUCCUGUUUGACAAACUAUUGCUGAUCACCAAGAAGCGAGAGGAAACCUACACGUACAAGGCUCACAUUUUGUGCUGCAACCUUAUGCUGGUGGAGGUUAUUCCUAAAGAGCCGCUGAGUUUCAGUGUAUUUCACUACAAGAAUCCCAAACUACAGCACACAGUCCAGGCAAAAUCACAGCAAGACAAGCGCAUGUGGAUCUUGCACCUUAAAAGGCUCAUACUUGAAAAUCAUCCGGCAAAGAUUCCUGCUAAGGCCAAACAAGCCAUUUUGGAAAUGGACGCAAUCCACCAUCCUGGGUUUCACUACAGUCCUGAUGGUGAGAAGAAAGACUCCCUUCAAACCAAGGAAGGCCCCACUCCUCGUCGAGGGCGUAGAAAAGAACCCCUCUCCAAAUUGCUGAAGAAUGCAAAGCAGAAUGCUACAAACAAUGAUGGUGAAAAACGUACCAGUCUAGGCGCUACCCUUCUGUCCCCUGUGUCCCAGCUGGCUCUGGGUACUAUAGGGCGAAGCCGUAGCUUGAUCAACCAAUCGCAGGAGUCCCUGGACCCUGGGGAUCACUACGGCCACAGUGACAGAGAGGAAGGGGAUGAGUCUCAUCAGCAGGAUGCUGACGAUGAGGAUGACAGUGUUCGGGCAAGUGGAAGGAGACUGAAAGUUCCAGGGAAAUCCAGCAGGAAGAGGCUGAACCCUCAGGCAUCUGUUGACAGCAUAGAGCAGUGGAAAGCUUUCAACAUGAGUGCCUCAGACCUGCAGAGAGCAAGGGAAUCGCUAGUAAGGGAAGGAAGUAACCACCCUCCACUACUGAGGACUCCUCGCGUGAUGGAGGAACCUCCGGAUACCCCAGUCCCCUCUGUAAUUGUGACAGAAACUGACCAUUCUGUGAGGAACAUUUGGGCUGAUCACCGUGCCCGCAGGGCAAUGUUCCCCACUCGCCAAAGAACAAUGCAGCCGGAUGAUGACGAUGAGGACAUCUACCAAAUGUUUGUUCCCACAGAACCUAGCGCACCUGAGCCAGAAACACUCCCCGAGCAACUGGAGGCCCCGUCGUCACCCAGAACCGCCCGACCCUGCAGCUGGCACGUUGAACAGGUGCCCACAGUUCAGGUAGACCCACCUGUUGAUGGCAGUAGAGUACUGAGGAGGGCAAGAAGUGCUGGAGAGAAGGCUUCAGAGACUCAAGGGAGACGAGGGGUUGAUGAGGCUGGCCACAGCAAUUUGGAAGUGAUUCACACUGAAUCGUCCAGCAAUGACAUAUCUGGAUCCUCCUCAGCCGAGCAGUUAACAAUGGACGAUAUUGAAAAUGUAUAUGACAACAUCAGCUACGAAGACCUGAGGAGCAUGGGUCUGAUCAGGAGAGACCCAGAUGAAAGUCAGGCGAGUGAACAAGGUGUUGUAGAGGUCAGAGAGUCUCCCAUUGAACCAGAAAGUUCAUCAGAGAGCAACCGGUCGUCCACACAGGAGGUGAAGCCAUAUGGGAGCUGUGAUCUUAAGAUAGUUGAAGACACCAUAUAUGACACCAUCUGUUUUAGAGAACCACCAUCAUCUGAGGUGAAGCAAAAGAAUGAAGGAUGUAAAGAAAAACAAGAGAGGGACAGUUUGUCGUCAGAAAAAAAUCUGGCUCAAAGUCUUGAUGAGUUUGGUUUUACAGAGAGCCUAGAUAUCCGAAAGAAGGAAGAAACAGAAACUUCCCACCCUGUCCUCUGCUCUAUCGAACCAAAUAAUCCUUCCUCUGCUUCUAAAACCAUUCCUCUGGACUCCAAAGGAGCUGCUCGGAUGUCUGAGGAGGUCGAUGAGCUUUGUAAUGACUUAGAAAACUACAUGAAGAACACAAAGAAAGCUGAACGACUUCCAGCUGCAUUCCCUGUGAAUUCCAAUGAGUCACCUAAGAAGGUAUCCUCUGUUAAAAACAGCCCUACAAAAACCUACCCUGUGGUUAGUGCUCAAGCUGCCAGCCCUAAAGACAAGAGCCCACCAGCACAUCAACCUCAGUCCCCACCUGUUACCUCUACACCAUCAUUCACCAUCCCAUUAAUUAAAUUUCCGGACUUUGAGAAAGAAAGUACCACUGCAGAAGAAACCCACACCCCUGCUCUUGCAUCCCGCCCCCUUCCUGCCACGCCAGAACCCCCUCCAGGCACGGUGAAGAGCAUCCGAAACAGACUGGCACGCCUCAGCAGCGGCAGCUUCCGCCUUGAGGAUGACGAUCUGGUAGAGCUUCCGCCACGCAACACUGCUCCAAGAGAAGCCGCUCUGAAGGAUCUUCACAGCCUGUUUCCAGGGGAGCUGGCCGGUCUGGACUCCCCCUUGGCGACCUCUUCAUUCCUGCUAGGGGAAUCUGUGGACUUGGAGCUGAUGGACAAAACAAAGAGUCGUGUGUUCUUGAUGGCCCGGCAAUAUAGCCAAAAGAUCAAGAAGGCUAACCAGCUGCUAAGAAUGAGAAGCAUGGAUCCAGGGGAUUCUUGCAGUCGGGCCAGAGUGGACAGGAAACAGAAAGACCUUGCUGCUAUCUUGGAGGAGAAAAAACAAGGCGGUGCGGCCAUAGGUGCAAGGAUAGCUGAAUACUCACAGCUCUAUGACCAGGUGAUGUAUAAAGAUGCUCCUAUUUCGACCAGUCAGAGCUCAGCCUCCUCGCAUCACUUCCAUCCCGGCCUCCCUUCCUCUCCAUCCAUGCCGGAAACUUCACUGGAUGAUGACUGGCUCCAUUCCAUCUAUAGUAACGGGGAGCUAAUGAACUUUAUGUCUUCAUCUAACAAGGGAACAGACACUAAAAUGUCGUCUAGCUCUCAGCAUAAACUCACCCAUACCUCUUCCAUCCCUUCUUUCAAGACUAUCCAACCUGCUUCAAGAGCUCCAUCAUCACAAAGAUGGAGCUCAUGCAUUUCAGCGCCAAGUGAAGAAGAGCAUGUGUACAACUCCAUAAAAAGACAUCCUUCCUCUAAUUCUCCCUCCUCAAAGUCUUCCCUGUCUAAUCAGUCUCAAUCAGCUGGUUCUUUGACAAGUCCCCAGCAAGAGACACGCUGCCAAUCCGAGCUCAGUUGUAAAGGACCCACUGUGGAUUCCAAAAGAGAAAGACCUCAUGGACCUAGUUUAGCCCGUGCUGGUCGGCAGAGCAGCCUCCCAGAUCAAUCCACCCUGAGACAGUCAGACCUUACCCUCCAGGAUAGUCAGCAGGUGGUUGUCCUGAACCGGGCUUCUGCUCUGUCCAUCCUCAAUGCCACUCAGAACUACCUGGCUAACUUCAAGGACAAUGAAGACGAUGACGACGACUAUGUUGAGAUCCGCUCAGAGGACGAAAGUGAAGUGGAGAGGGACAGAUUGAACCAGGGAACCAGCAGCUCAACUCAGAGUCGGAGUGUUGUCCAGUCUCGGAGUUUGCCAUGCACUCCGGUUCACUCUUGCCAACCGCUAAAGCCGCUGGAGCGCGAACACUUGGAAAAGUACCUGUGGAAUGAGGAGCAGCAGAGCCAACCCAACAUUGUCCAUUCUCUGAGGGAAAAGUUUCAUUGUUUGAGCUCCAGUAGCUUCGCAUAAGGCUUCUGGAGAACUAAAAACCAAAAAAUGCUAAUAUACCGCAUAUUGCUUGGAUGGGUGCUGCUUUGCAUCAAACAUACUAACCAUCACAUCUUAGACAUAAAUAAUACAUCUAUUAAAGCAAUACCUGGAUUGCAGCUUUAUUUCUAGUGAACUAUGUUACAGAUAUAACAAAAAGUAUAGGUCAAAAAAGUAUAGGUCAUCUCUAGCUUUUAUGUGAACUUCCUUCUAAGAAUUAUUAGAAUUGCGAUUUCUUGUGAUUAAUUAUGAUUUCAAAACUUCUAAACUGUUUUACAUCUGAUUCUUUUAGGACAUUUUUUUUUGUACAGAUGCAGUAGUUCAGAAUAUCGGAUCACUUUGCUCCUAAGAACAUUUAACUGCGUUGUUGUUCUUAGCGGAAAAGCCUUAGCAUGCAACCUCUAUUCUUCUUAACUAAGCUAAGAUAUGACAUUGAACAUUUGUGAACAAACUGCUUUUACAGUUCCGGAUUUGUGCAACUUCAGAUAUACUGCUCAGGCUAGCGUGUAACUUUUAGGAGCUUUUAUGAAAACAAAUAUUUGAGGUUACUUUACAAUCCAGUAGGUUAAUUGUUCCUAUAGGUGGAGGUUUAGUCAAUUUUCAAAAUAGCGACUCGGUCUUUCUCUCUCUAUGGUCACCUUUGGAGUGUUAUGUUUAAAAAAAAAUUCAAGAUAUUCUUUAAGAAAUUACGAGUAUCAAUAAAAUUUGAGAGCAAAUAUGAAAAAUUGCUUUACAUGCAGUAGAUGAUGCAAGUAAGUGCUAUUUUGUUUUGUUUUUUUGUCUCCUAAAAUCAGCUCAUUUGAAUUUUUGUUUUAGGGACCACAAGGGUAAAGAGGUCAAUUGGUUUUAUAGACUCCAGUACUGUAUUUGGUGUAUUUUUAUUUUAUUCAAAUACAAAUAUAUUUGUAUUUACUUUAUGGAACUCUAUCACACUACUGAUUUUACAUCCUCACUCACAGAAGGAAAUUCACAUUACUAUCAAGGACACUUUAAGGCUCAGGGUUGUUUUAUUACCCAGAAAAUUACAAACAGCUUUGUUUGAUUUUAUAUAAAAUAAGUACACAUUCAUGACAAAUAUAUGGUAUUUGUUUGACUGCGCUCCAAUUUUCCCACUGAGUCACCAGUGUCACAGACUGUAAAUCAGAGUAAAAGAUAUUUAUUAACAGCUGUGCUAUUAUUUA